GUAAGAGUCGUGGACAUAAAAUAAAAUAAAACGCAGAACGCAGGGGAGCGCAUCAGUCAUCAACCACAUGCACACCAAUGUCUGCUUCUUCUUUAUUUAAUCUCUCAUUGAUUCGCCUCAGAUCUCUCCCUCUUCUCUCUUCUUCUUCUUCUUCCUCUUCCCACUUUUCCCAUCUUCCUCUAUCUUCGAUCCGAUCUGUUCCCAUUUCACUGAGAAAGUUAUCGAAUUUCCGGGCAUUCUCCGCUACCACCAUGACAGACUCUAAAGAUGCUGGAAUGGAUGCUGUUCAGAGACGCCUCAUGUUUGAGGACGAAUGCAUUCUUGUUGACGAAACUGAUCGUGUCGUGGGGCAUGACAGCAAAUAUAAUUGUCAUCUGAUGGAAAAUAUUGAAGCUAAGAAUUUGCUUCACAGGGCUUUUAGUGUAUUUUUAUUCAACUCGAACUAUGAGUUGCUUCUCCAGCAAAGGUCGAAAGCAAAGGUGACCUUCCCUCUUGUGUGGACAAACACUUGUUGCAGCCAUCCUCUUUACCGUGAAUCAGAGCUUAUCGAGGAAAAUUCACUCGGUGUGAGGAAUGCUGCACAGAGAAAGCUUCUUGACGAGCUUGGUAUUGUAGCUGAAGAUGUACCAGUCGAUGAAUUCACUGCCUUGGGACGUAUGCUUUACAAGGCUCCUUCUGAUGGCAAAUGGGGAGAGCACGAACUUGACUACUUACUCUUCAUUGUGCGGGACGUGAAGGUUCAACCAAACCCAGACGAAGUAGCAGAUAUCAAGUAUGUGAGCCGGGAAGGGCUGAAGGAGCUGGUGAAGAAAGCAGAUGCAGGCGAGGAAGGUCUCAAACUGUCUCCAUGGUUCCGAUUGGUGGUGGACAAUUUCUUGAUGAAGUGGUGGGAUCAUGUUGAGAAGGGAACUCUGGGUGAAGCUAUAGACAUGAAAACCAUCCACAAACUCUGAAAUCUUCCUUGAGUUUUUGGAUAAUCUUUCUCUUUCCCUUUCAUCUUUUUGAUAUUUGUGAUGGUAAUAAUUGGGAGACACGAGACUUUUCCAUGAAAAAAUCACGCAAUAAAGUUUCAUUUUUAUUUGAA
Messenger RNA from Eutrema salsugineum, 1084 nucleotides. Its product is annotated as isopentenyl-diphosphate Delta-isomerase II, chloroplastic. The transcript is spliced from 6 exons. Gene Ontology annotation, cellular component: cytoplasm. Gene Ontology annotation, biological process: isoprenoid biosynthetic process; isopentenyl diphosphate biosynthetic process. Gene Ontology annotation, molecular function: isopentenyl-diphosphate delta-isomerase activity. The record is from RefSeq and is a predicted model, not a curated record. Lineage: Eukaryota; Viridiplantae; Streptophyta; Magnoliopsida; Brassicales; Brassicaceae. The coding region runs from base 78 to 953 and encodes 291 amino acids.